UUGACUGAAUACUUUGUGCCAUGGCCAUGCAAAUGCAGUGUGAUGAAAGCACAGAUUUGUCGACAGAUGAGGGAAGCUUUGGUCCUCAACCCAUUUCACGGCUGGAGCAAUGUGGUAUAAAUGCAAAUGAUGUGAAGAAAUUAGAAGAAGCUGGAUUUCACACUGUUGAAGCUGUUGCUUAUGCACCAAAGAAAGAAUUGCUCAAUAUUAAAGGCAUUAGUGAAGCUAAAGCUGACAAAAUCUUGGCAGAAGCAGCAAAAUUGGUUCCGAUGGGUUUCACCACAGCAACAGAGUUUCAUCAGCGGAGGUCAGAGAUCAUUCAGAUCACCACUGGGUCCAAAGAACUUGAUAAGCUCCUUCAAGGAGGAAUAGAAACCGGGUCUAUAACAGAAAUGUUUGGAGAAUUCCGCACAGGCAAGACUCAGUUGUGUCACACACUGGCCGUAACCUGCCAGCUUCCUAUUGACCGAGGUGGUGGUGAAGGGAAAGCCAUGUACAUUGACACGGAGGGCACUUUCCGUCCAGAGCGUUUGCUUGCUGUGGCUGAAAGGUAUGGCUUAUCUGGCAGCGAUGUGCUCGAUAAUGUGGCAUAUGCUCGAGGUUUUAAUACGGACCACCAGACGCAGCUCCUAUACCAAGCCUCUGCUAUGAUGACAGAAUCAAGAUAUGCUUUGCUGAUCGUAGACAGUGCCACAGCCCUUUACCGGACAGAUUACUCAGGCCGAGGUGAAUUGUCAGCCAGACAGAUGCAUUUGGCCAGAUUUUUGCGCAUGCUUCUUCGACUUGCAGAUGAGUUUGGUGUGGCAGUAGUGAUUACAAACCAGGUGGUCGCCCAAGUAGAUGGAGCAGCGAUGUUUGCUGCAGAUCCCAAGAAGCCUAUUGGAGGGAACAUCAUUGCACAUGCUUCAACCACCAGACUGUACCUGAGGAAAGGUCGGGGUGAAACAAGGAUAUGUAAAAUCUAUGAUUCACCUUGUCUUCCUGAAGCAGAAGCUAUGUUUGCCAUUAAUGCUGAUGGAGUGGGAGAUGCUAAGGACUGAGUAACCCAAAGUGUUCAUCUUAUGACAACGGACUAAUGAAAGGCAGC
Molecule: messenger RNA, 1087 nt
Organism: Euleptes europaea (tarantolino)
Lineage: Eukaryota; Metazoa; Chordata; Lepidosauria; Squamata; Sphaerodactylidae
Gene: RAD51
Product: RAD51 recombinase
Exons: 9
Coding region: 21-1040 (339 amino acids)
Biological process (GO): reciprocal meiotic recombination; DNA recombinase assembly; DNA strand invasion
Cellular component (GO): condensed nuclear chromosome
Molecular function (GO): double-stranded DNA binding; ATP-dependent DNA damage sensor activity; DNA strand exchange activity
Source: RefSeq, a predicted model, not a curated record